AUGAAACUGGAUGGAAGAGGCGAUGGUACGAAGAACCGAGGGCAGGAGGCAGCCUCCCAGAGCUGGGGCAAGCACGGGCUCCCUGUGAGGCUGCCGGUGGCUUCCCAGCCACCUUCCGUACCCGACAGUCCCGACAUGUUUUCUCCUCCCAGUCAGUGUUUCUCGGAGAUGGCUGUAAAAGAUGGAAUUAAGUGUUUUCGUAGGAGACUGGUCUAUAGGUGGAAGUAUGACUCCAUUUGCUUGGAAAGCGUGAAGUAUUCCUGCGAGGAACCGAAGGAGGAGAUGAACAGCCAAUGCCCGGGGCUCACCGGCCUGAGGAAUCUGGGCAACACAUGCUACAUGAACGCAAUUUUGCAGUGCCUCUGCAGCGUGCCACCGCUCGUGGAGUAUUUCCUCUCAGGAAAGUUUAAAGAAGCCCUACGCAAGGAGAAUGGCGAGACUGUGACUGCCUUUGGCUGUUUGAUGUCCGAUAUGUGGCUUGGAGAGUCUGACUGUGUUUCCCCGGAGGUUUUUCAUUCAGUCCUUGGGAAGCAGUACCCAACUUUUAGCAAGAGGACUCAGCAGGACGCACAGGAGUUUCUGAUCUGUGUGCUGAACGAGCUCCACGAGGCUCUCAAGAAGUCAAGCAAAAGAAGGUGCGUAACCGAUGCAAAAGCAAGCAGAGGGACUGUCAGUGACACAUCUAUUAUCACACAGUUAUUUGAGGGACAACUCAGUUACGAUAUCACGUGUCUGGAAUGCAAGACCACCACCAACAGACCCGAGAGCUUCACCAUUCUUUCCCUGCCCAUCCCCUCUAAGAGCGCGUGCUCUCUGCAGGACUGUCUCAAAUGCUUCUUUCAGCAAGACACACUGACUUGGAACAACCAAAUCCACUGUUCCUGGUGUGGAACUAAACAAGAUGCUGCAGUAAAGGCCACCCUAAUCAAGGCACCGCAGAUCAUUAUUUUCCACCUAAAGAGGUUUGAAUGGCAAGGCAAACACAAAAGGAAACUCUCAACUGACAUCUGCUAUCCACUCAGCAGUCUGGAUCUCUCUCCUUACAGUUCCCCACCUUGCUGCAAGGACGCCGAGUACAGCCUGUGUGCUGUCGUGAACCACUCUGGUUUUCUGGAUGAUGGCCACUACACGGCGUUCUGCAAGCACUCAGUCACCAAAAACUGGUACAGCUUUGAUGAUGCACAGGUCACCAAGAUCCCAAAUUCCUCAGUGCAGACUGACACAGCUUAUCUCCUAUUCUACACCUGUCAAGGCCCUCUCUGCACCCAUUAA
Messenger RNA from Fulmarus glacialis (Northern fulmar), 1272 nucleotides. RefSeq names its product ubiquitin specific peptidase 50 (gene USP50). Gene Ontology annotation, biological process: endosome organization; protein K48-linked deubiquitination; protein K63-linked deubiquitination. The record is from RefSeq and is a predicted model, not a curated record. The transcript has 7 exons. Lineage: Eukaryota; Metazoa; Chordata; Aves; Procellariiformes; Procellariidae. Gene Ontology annotation, molecular function: cysteine-type deubiquitinase activity. Gene Ontology annotation, cellular component: cytosol; midbody; extrinsic component of plasma membrane. Bases 1 to 1272 code for a protein of 423 amino acids.